This is a messenger RNA of Gigantopelta aegis, 928 nucleotides long. Its product is annotated as voltage-dependent calcium channel subunit alpha-2/delta-3-like. NCBI's taxonomy places the organism in Eukaryota, Metazoa, Mollusca, Gastropoda, Neomphalida, Peltospiridae. The transcript is spliced from 8 exons. The record is from RefSeq and is a predicted model, not a curated record. Gene Ontology annotation, molecular function: voltage-gated calcium channel activity. Gene Ontology annotation, cellular component: voltage-gated calcium channel complex. Bases 15 to 881 code for a protein of 288 amino acids.
CGGCUACAAUAAUAAUGUCCACACCAGAAGUAAUAGCCAAGCACGACAAGAGAAAACAAUCCGUGGCCGCGGUCGUGGGAUUCCAGAUGAAGUUUGACAAGUUUAAGGAGCUCUUUUCUAACAUCACCAACUACUGUCCUAAAGACAUGCCAGGGGGCUGUGAAUACACCUGUAACGAUACAGAGUAUAUGAGCUGUUACUUGAUUGACAACAAUGGUUUCGUAAUGACGUCCAAUGAUGUAGAAGAUUAUGGGACGGGUGAUUUUUUUGGAUUGGUGGAUGGAUCUUUAAUGAAUGAGCUUAUCAUGCAACAUAUUUAUGAAGAAAUCAAAGUAACCGACAACCAAGGUGUGUGUGAGGUACUUGCCAGUGAUGGGGAAAGUUCAGCUUCAUUCCUUAUGAAUCCUUUAAAACAAAUAUUUAGCUGGAUAACCUGGUCAAUUGCUAAAACUGUUCUAUUGUUAUCAGAAUGGAACUUCUAUAGUUGGAUUAGUAACAGUUUCCAUGCAAAAGCUGAAGAGUCUGAUUAUGAUGGUUUUGUUGAGAAAAAUAUUGUCAAGUUUUAUCACCGAUUUACCGUCAGUGCUGACCCAGAGAUUGGCCUUGGUCCGAUGGAAGACAAAAUCAUGUAUUAUGAAGGUUGUGAUAAAGAAGUGAAACUCUAUAACUUUAACAUGACAACUCUGAGAAAAAAGAACACUAUUGUAGACACAAUUACUGGGUGUGGAAACUGCAGAAGCUACACACCAGGGACGUACGUGGUUCGCUGGCUGCAAGAUACCAAUCUGAUCCUUGUUGUGGCAGCGACAAACUGCAGCUGUGGGUACAAUGAAGAGUUCUCCCUCGUGCCAGAAAAGAUCAUCUAUAUCCUUUUGUUUUAAAACCAUAUUUUGGUGUUUAUUCUUGUCAAAAACCAUUUAAAACCAUA